Jaculus jaculus (lesser Egyptian jerboa) is the source of this 2014-nucleotide messenger RNA. It is a transcript of the gene Rcn1, whose product is annotated as reticulocalbin 1. Bases 1 to 978 code for a protein of 325 amino acids. Lineage: Eukaryota; Metazoa; Chordata; Mammalia; Rodentia; Dipodidae. The transcript has 6 exons. Gene Ontology annotation, cellular component: endoplasmic reticulum. Gene Ontology annotation, molecular function: calcium ion binding. The record is from RefSeq and is a predicted model, not a curated record.
AUGGCGCGCGGCGGCCGCGGCCUCCUGCGCCUGGCGCUCGCGCUGCUGCUGGCGCUGGCGCUGCGGGCCAAGCCCACGGUGCGCAAGGAGCGCGUGCUGCGCCCGGACUCGGAGCUGGGCGAGCGGCCGCCCGAGGACAACCAGAGCUUCCAGUACGACCACGAGGCCUUCCUGGGCAAGGAGGACUCCAAGACCUUCGAUCAGCUCACCCCGGACGAGAGCCGGGAGAGGCUGGGGAAGAUUGUUGAUCGAAUUGACAGUGAUGGAGACGGUUUUGUCACCACUGAGGAGCUGAAAACUUGGAUCAAACGGGUACAGAAAAGAUACAUCUAUGAUAACGUUGCUAAAGUCUGGAAGGAUUAUGAUAGGGACAAAGAUGAUAAGAUUUCCUGGGAAGAAUACAAACAAGCCACAUAUGGCUACUACCUAGGAAACCCUGCAGAGUUCCAAGAUAGUUCUGAUCACCACACCUUCAAAAAGAUGCUACCACGUGAUGAAAGAAGGUUCAAGGCUGCAGACCUCAAUGGAGACCUGACGGCUACUCGGGAAGAGUUCACCGCCUUUUUGCAUCCUGAGGAGUUUGAGCAUAUGAAGGAGAUUGUGGUUUUGGAAACACUGGAGGACAUCGACAAGAAUGGGGAUGGGUUUGUGGACCAGGACGAGUACAUCGCGGAUAUGUUUUCCCAUGAGGACAGUGGCCCCGAGCCAGACUGGGUUUUGUCAGAACGGGAGCAGUUCAAUGAUUUCCGGGAUCUGAACAAGGAUGGGAAGCUGGACCAGGAUGAGAUUCGCCACUGGAUCCUUCCUCAGGAUUAUGACCAUGCUCAGGCUGAGGCCAGGCACUUGGUGUAUGAGUCAGACAAAGACAAGGAUGAGAAGCUAACUAAGGAGGAAAUAUUGGACAACUGGAACAUGUUUGUUGGAAGUCAAGCUACCAAUUAUGGGGAAGAUCUCACAAAAAACCAUGAUGAGCUUUGAUGGAAACUCAUCAUGAGGUGGCAGCUGUCAGGGGCUUUACUCUGUUGCCAUGCAGGUUACUACGGUUGUCAAAUUUACAGUAGUUGUGUCCCCCAAAAGCAAGAUUAUACCUCAGGUUGGGGUAAAAAAAUUAUUUUCACUCCAUAUUUUCUGGAAAAUGGUAACACUUUUUUUUCCCAGUAAGUUUUCUCUCAAAACACAUUAACAUCUUGGAAAAUAGCAACGUUCUAUGUGGGACACAUUGCUAUCAUAUGAGUUUUUAAAGUUUUUACCCCCACUAAAUUUAAAGGAAAGCAGGAUAAAACUCAGAAGAGCCCUGUUACUCAGGUUGGGCGGGUUGGGUGCUGUAUACAGAGUGACUGCUACGUAUUUGAACUGUUAGGCGUUUUAAAGUUGCCGCUGUUCCAACAGUUGGUGAAGAAAAAUCCUGAUGAGGAACAUGUGGUUGUGUUCUCAUUUUUUAGAAGCAAGUCUGCUGUUUCAGUUUUUUUUUUUUUUUUUUUUCUUGACCUUCUCUGUUGAGUUGUUACUGUAAUCAGAAGAUAAAACUUCUGUGUGCUUUUUCUGUAUGGACCUGCUAAUGUGCACAGUUAAUCCACAUCUUUGUUUUGUUUUUAUAAGAAGCAACAAGAAAGAUAAUGUGAACAAGAAAGGAGUUUUAGAGGUUGGGGAACGAUGAAUACCAGGUAUUUGAAGGACUAUAGGAACUUGGUAAACACUUUAAAUAUACUUGAGAAGGGUUUUCUGACAUGGAAGUAAGGUAGGUCUGAUUUCUGAAAUAGUAAUAGAAAUACAGCCCGUUUCCUCAGUCUUCCGUGAAUGAGGCUGUGGGGCAGUAGGGAAUCCAAAUGCAGUGGCGUUAUCUGGUCAGUCCUGGACCCUUGGACCUGCCCCCACAGUGGCUUGUACCUUGCCAUAGGGACAAGGUGAUAUUCCAAGCCGUUGGCUGAACUGAUAGAAACAAUUACAGGUUGAAAUUCCACCUUGUACGUAGGAAAUGAAUGAAAUAAAGGAUACUCUAGUGUGUCUUGUGGUA